AAAUAUUUUACCAGAGUAAACUGGAGAAGUCAUCUGGAUUUUGAAAUCAUUUCAUCUGUAUACUUUGCCUGGUGAACACAAGGUAGCAGCUUAAAACAUGAAGACUGCGAUUCUGCUGCUCUGUCUUCUUGGAUCAGCUCAGUCCUUACCAAAGCAGCUUAACUCUGCUUUGGAAGUUUCUCCCACAAAACCAACUCCAGAUCAGGUGACACCACAAAAACAACAGCAGUCUAGUCAGGUCUUCCCUUCCUUAAGUCUAAUACCCUUAACACAACUGCUUACACUGGGGUCAGAUCUGCAACUGCUCACUCCUGCCCCAGGGGCAACACCUGCAGCCCACACAUUGCCUUUAACCCUGGGAACAGUGAAUGGACAAAAUCAGCUGCAACCACAGAUGUUACCAAUUUUUGUAGCACAACUUGGAGCACAGGCUGCCAUCCUAAGCUCUGAAGAACUGCCACUGGGCCCCCAGAUCUUCACUGGCCUCCUCUUGCAUCCUUUCUUCCCGGGAGGCAUCCUGCCCAUCAGUCAGGCUGGUGCUAAUCCAGAUGGCCAAGAUGGAGCCCUUCCAGCAGGACAAACAGGAGCAAAUGCUAACAUCCAGGCCACCACAGUGGGCCAACUCUCCACUUCUGGUGUCACUGAUGAUGACUUUGAAGUGACCACCCCUGCGGGCAUCCAAAGGGCCACACAUACGACAAAGCAGACCAUCACAGGGUCACCAAAUCGAAUUCACUGAGAUGUAUCCAAGUUUUUCAACUAAACAGCCUCAAAUUUCGUGACACAUGUGACUCUCAUUAAUUACAUUAUGUAUUCCACUAUGAUUGAGACACUGGAGAAUCUCAGAAGAAACUCUUAGUUUAUCUGAAAACUUUCUUUGAAAUUUCAGAAAAUAUGUUAAAUGUAGAAAAUACUAACUUUUGAAAAGAAUAGU
Messenger RNA from Octodon degus (degu), 934 nucleotides. RefSeq names its product amelotin (gene Amtn). The record is from RefSeq and is a predicted model, not a curated record. Lineage: Eukaryota; Metazoa; Chordata; Mammalia; Rodentia; Octodontidae. Bases 98 to 739 code for a protein of 213 amino acids. The transcript has 9 exons. Gene Ontology annotation, cellular component: cell-cell junction; basement membrane. Gene Ontology annotation, biological process: positive regulation of enamel mineralization; odontogenesis of dentin-containing tooth.